UGCCACAUCAAUGCCACAUAUCAAUGCCCAUCAGUGCCACCUAUCAAUGCCAAUCAGUGCCACCUAUCAGUGCCAGUCAGUGUCGCCUGUCAGUGCCGCCUAUCAGUGCCAGUCAGUGUCGCCUAUCAGUGCUGCCUAACAGUGCCAGUCAGUGCUGCCUAUCAGUGCCAGUCAGUGCUGCCCAUCAGUGUUGCUUAUCAGUGCCAUAUAUCAGUGUCAUGUAUCAGUGUCAUGUAUCAGUGCUGCCUUUCAGUGCCCAUCAGUGAUG
Molecule: messenger RNA, 268 nt
Organism: Staurois parvus
Lineage: Eukaryota; Metazoa; Chordata; Amphibia; Anura; Ranidae
Source: the annotation of a GenBank genome assembly